AUUGCUUAGUUUGAGUAUAGUCGUAGAUAAUUCUUUAAACAAUUCCAACCAAUUUAUUGUGUUCGGUAGCAAUAUACUAAAAUGGUGAAAAUAACUGAGGACGAGUUCGGUGUUACAAAACUGCCGUCGUCAACAGUCCCGGAAAUUGUGAAAAGAUUUACGUUUGCCAAUGCAAAUGGUGUGACAGCUCAGGUCAUUACAUACGGAGCGGCGAUAACGUCGAUUAAAAUCCCAGAUAGAAAUGGAAUCGUUGAAGACAUUGCUCUUGGUUUUGAUGGCAUGAAUGGCUACCUUUCGGCGAACAAUCCAUAUUUCGGGGCUACAAUCGGUAGGGUAUGCAACCGAACACGCGAAGGCAAAUUUACGCUUCAUGGAAAAGAAUAUAAUUUGGCCCAAAAUAGACCACCUAAUCACUUGCAUGGUGGAAAUAUUGGUUUUGAUAAGUUUAAUUGGUCGGCUGUUGUAAAUGGAGAUAGGGUUGUUAUGACUCUUGUGAACGAUGAUGGUUUCGAGGGUUAUCCAGGAACGGUACUAACAUCUGUCACCUACGAGCUAACAGACAGCGAUGAAUUUAAAGUGUCCUUUACUGCCACUACUUCUAAACCGACUCCCAUCAACUUGACAAACCAUUCCUACUAUAACUUAGCUGGUCAUGGCGCUGGCUAUGAAGAACUGUACAACCACUCAAUUGCAUUAAAUGCUGAUAAGUACACGGUGACUGAUGACACAGCUGUAUCUACAGGUGAAAUUCAUUCUGUUGCUGGUACUCCCUUUGAUUUGAGAAUUCGUCAGAAUUUGGGUGCCGCCUUGGUCAAUCUGCCUAAGCUUGGAUUCGACAAUAAUUACUGUGUCACCCAAGGGACAGAACAACAGUUGACUUUUGUUGCAAGACUUGUGCACGAAAAAACUGGCAGAUCCAUGGAAGUAUAUAGCGAUCAACCCGGAGUACAAUUUUAUACUUCAAAUUUCAUGCCUGACCCUGAGAAUAACAUCUAUCCGAAAGGGAAGACAGCAGAACCGAAGGCUGUCAAUGUGAAUCAACCAAUUGCUGGCAAAGGCGGCGCCCAAUAUCAAAAGCAUGCUGGAUUUGCACUUGAAACACAGAAGUAUCCAGAUUCGGUGAAUCAUGCUAAUUUCCCCAGCAUCAUUGUUCUUCCGGGCGACGUAUAUAGACACAAUUUCGUCUAUAAGUUUGGUGUUGAAUGAUGUGAGUGAGAACACGUUUCGUCAAGUGUCUGGGUUAAGUAACACAUGUCAUGACGGUUGGGGCUGCGGCAGGCUAAGUUAAAUGACUUAUUUGCUGUAUUAUCUACAUAUCAAUAAAGCUUGCAAUCCACUUCAAGUUA
This is a messenger RNA of Bradysia coprophila, 1346 nucleotides long. RefSeq names its product galactose mutarotase-like. NCBI's taxonomy places the organism in Eukaryota, Metazoa, Arthropoda, Insecta, Diptera, Sciaridae. The record is from RefSeq and is a predicted model, not a curated record. Gene Ontology annotation, molecular function: carbohydrate binding; aldose 1-epimerase activity. Gene Ontology annotation, biological process: beta-D-galactose catabolic process via UDP-galactose, Leloir pathway; glucose metabolic process.